CUCGACGUCUCUCCCUCUCCCUCUCCUCUCCAACACCAUUGCUCAAUCCCUCUGGUUACAAUCCAAUCCUCCAUCUCCCAUCAAUAACCUCAAAACCGCCCCCUCUCCUCCUUUGCUCGCAGCCGCAGCCAUGGACGCAGUACUUCGUCAAUCGAAGUCCAUGUGUCCCUUCUUGAAGAAGACCUCGCCGGCCACUCUUCGAUCCCUUUCUACCUCCACCCGCCAGUCCUCGCCCGGCGGUGGCAGCAUGUCUAACCUGCAGACCAUUGCUCGUCGCUGCCCUGUCAUGGGCAAGGCGCUCGCCAUCCAGACCGCCAAGUCCAGCAAGCUGGGUCUCGGUGGCGUGGCGGCCAUUGGGGCCAUGAGGGCAUUCUCUGGCAAGGUGGGAAAGGCGAAGCUUCACACCACUCGUUCUCAGGAGGCGCGAGCUCUCGAGGACACCAUCUUCGGUCGCGACAAAGUCCCCUAUCCGCAGCCUGCGCAACCCACGCGCGCUGCAACCCGCGCGACGCCCAAGUUCGACUACGAGGGAUUCUACGAUGCCGAGUUGGACAAGAAGCACAAGGACAAGUCGUACCGCUACUUCAACAACAUCAAUCGCCUCGCCAAGGAGUUCCCGCGCGCUCACAUGUCCAACAAGGAUGAUCGAGUGACGGUGUGGUGCUCUAAUGACUACCUCGGCAUGGGGCGUAACCCACACGUCUUGAAGACGAUGCACGAUACGCUCGAUGAAUACGGUGCGGGUGCGGGUGGUACCCGGAACAUAUCUGGGCACAAUAAGCAUGCCGUUUCACUUGAAGCAGCAAUUGCGAAACUGCACGGGAAGGAAGCAGCUCUAGUAUUUUCGUCUUGCUAUGUGGCCAACGAUGCCACGCUCGCAACUCUGGGUUCGAAGAUGCCCAAUUGCGUAAUUCUCUCCGACUCCCUCAAUCAUGCGUCUAUGAUCCAAGGCAUCCGUCAUUCCGGGGCCAAGAAAUUAGUUUUCAAACACAACGAUCUCGCGGACUUGGAAGCCAAGCUCGCGAGCCUUCCUUCUGAUGUUCCAAAGAUCAUCGCCUUCGAAUCCGUCUACAGCAUGUGUGGCAGUAUUGGGCCUAUCGAAGGAAUCUGUGACCUGGCCGAGAAAUACGGCGCGCUUACUUUCCUCGAUGAAGUCCACGCUGUAGGCAUGUAUGGACCACACGGCGCUGGUGUAGCUGAGCACCUCGAUUACGAAGCUCAUGCUGCAGGGCGCCCGAAGGGUACGAUUAUGGACCGUAUCGAUAUCAUCACUGCGACUCUAGGAAAGGCCUAUGGUUGCGUCGGCGGCUACAUCGCCGGCUCAGCAAAGAUGGUCGACACAAUCCGCUCCCUGGCACCAGGCUUCAUCUUCACUACUUCCCUGCCACCGGCCACCAUGGCUGGUGCCCGGGCCGCUAUUGAGUACCAGAUGGAAUACGGCGGCGACCGCCGCCUCCAACAACUGCACACGCGCGCAGUGAAAGAUGCUCUCACCGAACGAGACAUCCCCGUCAUCCCCAAUCCCAGCCACAUCAUUCCCGUCCUCGUAGGCAACGCCGAGCUAGCCAAGAAAGCCAGCGACCUCCUCCUCGAGAAACACGACAUCUACGUGCAGAGCAUCAACUACCCAACGGUGCCGGUCGGCCAGGAACGGCUCCGCAUCACGCCGACGCCAGGCCACACGCGUGAGCUGCGCGAGCACCUAGUCGAGGCCGUCGACCAGGUCUUCACGGAGCUGGGCAUCAAGCGCACGUCGGCGUGGGCCGCCGAGGGCGGCUUCAUCGGCGUCGGCGAGGCGUCCCCUGACCCAGCCAUGGCGGAGCCGCUGUGGACGGACCAGCAACUCGGUCUGGACAAGGACGUCGUGGCGCAGAUCAAGGACGCUCAGCCGGUAGGCGUCAUGGAGGCGCUGCUCGCGCGCGAGCAAGCCCAAGCCGAGACGCUCAAGGCUGCGGCCUAGUCGUGCCUCUCUGUCGACAUCUCUCUUUCUUUCUUUCUCCCUCCCUCCCUCUGGAGGAGCGGAAGGAAGGAAGGAAGGAAGG
Amorphotheca resinae ATCC 22711 is the source of this 2042-nucleotide messenger RNA. RefSeq lists its product as hypothetical. Gene Ontology annotation, cellular component: mitochondrion. NCBI's taxonomy places the organism in Eukaryota, Fungi, Ascomycota, Leotiomycetes, Helotiales, Amorphothecaceae. Gene Ontology annotation, molecular function: pyridoxal phosphate binding; 5-aminolevulinate synthase activity. Gene Ontology annotation, biological process: heme biosynthetic process. Bases 131 to 1960 code for a protein of 609 amino acids. The transcript has 2 exons. The record is from RefSeq and is a predicted model, not a curated record.